This is a messenger RNA of Micromonas commoda, 495 nucleotides long. RefSeq lists its product with no specific name. Gene Ontology annotation, biological process: DNA damage response; DNA replication. The record is from RefSeq and is a predicted model, not a curated record. Gene Ontology annotation, cellular component: nucleus. Gene Ontology annotation, molecular function: double-stranded DNA binding. Bases 1 to 495 code for a protein of 164 amino acids. NCBI's taxonomy places the organism in Eukaryota, Viridiplantae, Chlorophyta, Mamiellophyceae, Mamiellales, Mamiellaceae. The transcript has a single exon.
AUGGACCCCACGAAGGCCGUGACCCUUCACACCGAGAAGAAGAGGCCAGCGGACUGGAAGCGUGACAUUGGGGGCCGCGAUGAGAAGAAACCCAAGGCGGAGAAGGAGGAGAUGGAGGAACCCGCAGUGAAGCCCACCUGGCUCUCGGUGGGGUUGGUGGUGAAAAUAUUGGACAAGUCCCAAGCCGAAGCGUACAAGCGAAAGGGGGUGAUUCGCUCGGUGAAACAGGAGAAAGUCAACACGGCGAGCGUCGAGCUGCUCGGCGACGACGUAAAGAUGACGGUGACGGUGCGGGAGAAGCACCUGGAGACGGUUCUACCGGCUGUGGGCAAGCCGGUUCGGGUGGUCAAGGGCGAAUCCGCCGGUGCAACUGGCGAGCUUCGCAAGCUGCACGAGAAGCGAUUCCUCGCGGAGGUGGCCAUCGACGCGUCGGACGGCGUGCGGCAACGGGUGGAAUUUCUUCAGUACGACGAGGUGUGCAAGCUCAACCGCUAA